Diachasmimorpha longicaudata is the source of this 3815-nucleotide messenger RNA. RefSeq names its product tubulin-specific chaperone D (gene TBCD). The record is from RefSeq and is a predicted model, not a curated record. Lineage: Eukaryota; Metazoa; Arthropoda; Insecta; Hymenoptera; Braconidae. Bases 215 to 3682 code for a protein of 1155 amino acids. Gene Ontology annotation, biological process: adherens junction assembly; bicellular tight junction assembly; tubulin complex assembly. Gene Ontology annotation, cellular component: lateral plasma membrane. The transcript is spliced from 5 exons. Gene Ontology annotation, molecular function: GTPase activator activity; beta-tubulin binding.
CUUAAUUUAUGUGUAUGUGUUUCAUGAAUGGGAACAAUCCAAUAGCUCAAAAUCUGUCAAAAGUUAGGGUCUAAUCUCAAAACACCCAAAAAAGGUCCAUCUUCACCUCGGAAUCGUGAAAAUUCCGAGAGACUCAGUGACUAAUGUCCCCCAGUGUUUCAUGAAUCCACCGGAGGCGAUCAAUUCCUCCAAAAGAUCCACCUAACCUCCAAAAAUGGUACUGAACGAGGGUCCGGAUGCGGAAAGCAUCGGCUGCGGCUUCAACGCCUUCCAAGAGAUCGAGGAGGUGAAGAAGCUCGUUGGCUCUCUAAAGACCUCCGACGCGUCAGCGGUGACAAUCGAAUCUAAUCGAGACCGUUUCAAAUUCAUUCUGUCCCUCUACCAGGAACAGCCACACCUCCUGGACCCUUUCCUAGACGAGAUUCUCAAGCCAAUGCUGGAGCUCGUGAAAUGUGACGCUGUCUCUGAACCAAUAAAACACAACACCUUCAAGUAUAUGUUUCUCCUGAUGAAUGUAAAGGGUUACAAGAAGAUGGUGACGUACCUCCCCCACGAGGUGAUGGAUAUGCUACCGGUGCUAAGACUUUUGGAGAAGCAAGAUCCAAAUGACUUGCAAACCUGGGAGACCCGUUACGUUCUACUGAUCUGGUUGUCAAUAAUCUCGAAGAUUCCGUUUCCCCUGUCCCUGUUGGAGACUUCCCAGGACUGUGAUCCAUCCCAGACUAUCAUGGGGAGGAUCUUGAACCUGUGCAAGCAGUACUGCCUGGUCUCGGGUGCUUGUCCCAAGGCGGCAGUCUUCCUGAUUUCCAAUUUUCUGACUCGAUCAGACGUCAAGAGCCUCCACCUCGAGGAGAUGAUUAUGUGGUGUUUAAAGUCUCUUCAGGAGGAUCCAUCUACUCAUGGGCCCCUGGCGGUUCUCGCCUCAAUUCUCAAGCACUCAGCCCGGGAGGACCUCAAGCCCCACUGCCAGACCAUCUUUGACAGCCUUACGAGGCUAGAGCUCAGUAAAUCGGGACACGCAGGGGACCUUGUCUGCCGGUACGAGAUGAAGGUCAUCCAGAGGAUUGGACUCAUACUCCUCCGGCCAAAACUAGCCACCUGGAGGUACAAGAAGACAUGGCAGACGAUCAAUCUUCUCCAGAACAGCGGAACAAGUCCUGUGGAAGCGCCCAAGACAGCCCCCGAGGAGGUCGUCAGUGAUAGUGAUGAAGAGGAUGUGCCCCCCGUCACUGAGGAGAUUAUUGACCACUUGAUUCAGGGGCUCAGGGAUAAGGUGAUCGCCAUCAGGUGGUCGGCGGCCAAGGGCAUCGCCAGAAUCACCUCUCGCCUCCCGGUGGACCUGGGAGACGAAGUCGUGGGCUUCGUUCUGAACUUGUUCUCGGGAAGGGAGCAGGAUGCCGCAUGGCACGGAGGCUGCCUCGCCCUAGCAGAGCUGGGAAGGAGAGGUCUUCUUUUGCCGCAUCGUCUGCCGGACGUCAUCCCAGUUGUUCUGAAAGCCCUCGUGUUCGAUGAGCCAAGGGCGUAUGGCUCCAUUGGGCGAAUCAUACGGGACGCCGCGUGCUAUGUCUGCUGGUCCUUCGCCCGGGCCUUCGAGCCCUGUGUCUUUCACCGCUACGUUAAGCAAAUAGCUUCCACCCUCCUCGUCGUCACCUGCUUUGACAGAGAGAUCAAUUGCCGGAGGGCUGCCUCCGCUGCGUUACAGGAAAACGUCGGACGUCAGGGUACUUUUCCUCACGGCAUAAAAAUCAUGACAGCUGCUGAUUACUUCGAGGUGGGUGUGAGGAGCAAUGCAUACUUGAAGAUAAGUGUGCGUAUCGCCCAGUACCAGGAAUAUACGAUUCCAAUGAUGCAUCAUCUAGUGGAGAGGAAGAUCGGUCACUGGGACACCGCGAUCAGAGAGUUAUCGGCAAAGGCCCUGGCUAACUUAGCCCCCAAGAAUCUCAGCUAUAUGAAGGAGACUGUUGUACCGGCCCUUCUCGACAAUCUCAAAUCGAUCGAUUUGAACGUGCGCCACGGCUCGAUCUUUGCCCUCGCCGAGUUCCUAGAGUCCAUGUGCGAGUACUCCAUCGAGGAGAUUGAUGGUAUCAUUGGAGUUCGCGGGGUGGAGGAGAUCAAGAACAUCGUCACCACCUUCCGGUCGAGGGGACAGUUUAAGGGUCUAGGGGGUGAACUGAUGAAGCAAGCUUGUGCGACGUUAAUCAACUGCUGUGCGCAGAUACGGUUUCGUAUUUGUGAUCGUACAAUGGCUGGAGACUGGCAACUAUUCUUGGAGGAGUGUCUCAGCCACGAGGUUACGGGGGUCAGGUUCAAAGCCGCUGAGACUCACACUCAUUUCUUCGGAAAGUACUACUGUGAGGAUUCGAGUAAGAACGAUAGGAAUAUAAUUGUCACUCGGUACUUAGAGAAUCUCAAGUCGAGCCAUCAGACGGUGAGGAUUGGUUUCGCUGAGGCUAUCGGAUAUUUCCCAACGUUCCUUCUGAAGGAGAGGUUCGAGGACAUCGUGUCUUCGUUAAUCCUCUGUAUGAGCAUUACUGACGAGACGUCCAAAUGGGCGGAGAGCAGGAAAAAGGCACUUCAGUCAUUGACGAUGGCUAUGCAGACACUCGGGGUCGAGGAAGUCCGCACCUGGAGACCAUUCGUGACACAAAUGUUCAGGUGUUAUCUUCUGGCCCUUAAGGAGUACACGAUUGACAGUCGCGGAGACAUUGGUGCCUGGGUGAGAGAGGCGGCCAUGUCGGGGCUGCACGUAUUGACGAACCUCGUGGCCCAGGCCAACAUCUCGGAGAUACUGAAUCAAGAGAUGAUGACGGAGAUUAUUGGCGGGAUUGCCCAGCAGGCAGUGGAGAGAAUCGACAGGACGAGGGUCCAAGCUGGCAUGGUCUUCUCCGGACUACUCUACCGAGAACCAAAACUCCCCAAUAUUCCACACCAUCACCAGCUGCGAGAGAUAUUCCCCAAUGAGGAAUGUAAGGACGACAUCGACUGGAAGACCGAGUCACACACCUUCCCCAGAUUCAUCAAGAUGUUGAAUUUCCCAGCGUACACGGAGCCUCUCCUAAGGGGCCUAAUUUUCAGCGUUGGAGGGCUCAGUGAGAGUCUCGUUAAGCACUCCAGUGUCUCGUUGUUCAUGUAUUUUAAUGAACUGAAUGGGUCAAGGCUCGACGAACUCAUGGCCAAAAUUCUGGAUAUCUUUGAGGACUGUCAUAAGGAGGAGAGAAUGAUCACAGCAAUUCUUCCGUUUUUGGACAGGCUCUUGAGCUCUGGUUGUGUUCAGGUCGUCCUAGAUGACCCGGAGAGCCCAUUACCUGAACGGAUGCUGGCGCUGUUGAAGAAGGAACUCAAGUGCAUGACCAAUGUUAAACAUAUUACUGCCAGCAUCAAAGUGUUCUCGCAAUUGUUGCAGGUGAGAGGAUCUGUUGGCAAGCAGGCAUUUACUCAACUAAGUAUUCUUCUGUGUAAUAAGUACCAGUGCAUCAGAAAAGUAACAGCAACUCGAUUAUACGAAGCAUUCACUCUCUACGGCGAGGACAUGGAUCUCCCAGAUGAGAAUCUAUCAAAUAUUCUUACGGAGCUCAAUGAGACCGACUGGGAACAGCCUUUGGAGAUUGUUAGACCGAAGCGAAAUCAUCUCUGCGAACUAAUGGACGUGGCCAUUCCAGUUAUGAAGAAGAGGGCGAGCUGAGAAUGAAGACCAUUUCAUAAUGAAACAAUGUAUUUUAGGAAUGCCACAAUAGUUUUGACAAAUUGUGGAGCUAUUGAAUUUUCUAAUUGAUUUCUAUUUUUUAUCAUUAAAUGAACAAAUUUUAGCUUGAAAA